AGACAGGCGGCGCUGCUCGGCUUAUUUGCCGCCAGUAGAAGCAGGCCGGAGCUCGCACUGUGACUGUGACCGGGACCGCAGGCGGGAAACCACCCUCUCGGUUUAUUUUUUUGAUUCCUCAGAUCGUUAUUAGUAACCCCAGCAGCCGCCAUGUUCGAGGCUCGCUUAGUGCAGGGCUCUAUCCUGAAGAAGGUGCUAGAGGCGCUGAAGGACCUGAUCGAUGAGGCGUGCUGGGACAUCACCUCCAGCGGGAUCAGCCUGCAGAGCAUGGACUCGUCACACGUCUCCCUGGUGCAGCUCACCCUCCGCUCGGACGGCUUCGACACCUACCGCUGCGACCGCAACCAGUCCAUCGGGGUCAAGAUGAGCAGGUGGGUUGGCGGUGCCCGGGGUGUGGGUAGCGGGUGGGUUGGCGGUACCCGGGGUGCGGGUAGAGGGUGGGUUGGCGGUGCCCGGGGUGCGGGUAGAGGGUGGGUUGGCGGUGCCCGGGGUGUGCGGGUAGCGGGUGGGUUGGCGGUGCCCGGGGUGCGGGUAGAGGGUGGGUUGGCGGUGCCCGGGGUGUGGGUUGGCGGUGCCCGGGGUGUGAGACAUAUCUUAUGGCUGUGGACAGCCGUGCAUUUUCUACCUGUCAUGGUGAAACGAUAUUUGCUCAUAGACUACGUUUCCCAUGAUGCUCUGUCAAAAGAACUUCUGUCUGAGCAUGAUAGGAGAUGUAGUGCAGGUUCUCAAUGUGCUCGAUCCUGUCUCCCUAUACAUAAUACGUGUGUGUGUGUGAUUGUAUAUUCCGUUGCCGAUAUACACUAUAUAUGGCUGCUAUUGGACUUGCCAGGACUAGUCUGAAGUUGACGUUCGCGCGCGGUUUCCAUCUCUGCGCGCCUUUUAGUGACGUCACGUGGGCGCCAAGUUUUAACAAAGACAGCACGUUGGCGGGAAAGAUGCUGCGAGUCGACAUGUAGUGUGCACAGCAUCCUGUGUAGAUAGGAGCCCACAGGGCUGGCCUUUUAUUUGGCAGUUUUGGUUUUUAAGAAGUUAAAAUGUCUUUAUGUUGGAUCUCUUUUAAAGUGCUUCUAAUAUUUGUGAUUCAAAAACUAAUUAAUAAAUAAAAUAGAACCGGGUGUAUCACUUCUGUUUUAUUUAACGAACUGAUUUAUCGGAAUACGUUCAUUAUAGGAAGCAUUUAACACAUCGACAUUGUUUUUAUACCAAUACAAUUCAAAGACAUGUAGGUGCAUUUCGAAUAAUCAUUUAUAGCAAGUAUAUUUUGCACCCCUGUUGUGCACUAAGUGUUGGUUAUGGUUCAUGAUUUUAGUUCGAUUUGCUUGAAUAGCUCAGUUUCUGCUUUAAACAGACUACUUUUUUUUUUUUUUUACUUUGUGUCCUUUAAGCCAAUGGUAGUGAUGUGCCCCAUUACCACCUAAGUGUUCCACAAACAUGUAUUCUGGCUAGUUUGAAAUCAGGCUUUAAAAUGUGUUUAAGUAUCACAAGGACCAUUGAGAUUUGGCUAUGUUUACAUAGCUAACUUGUAAGGAUUCAGGCAAACGUGACAUACGUUGCCAAUGAAGGUAAAGCAAAAAUUAAAUUGUUCCUUAUAAAUCUUUCAUUGAAUAAUAACUUGGCCCUAAAAAAAAAGAUGUUGGAAACCAUGGACAGCUGUUUUGACUUCCCAUUUAUCUUAAAUUACCUUGUUACAAUUUUUUCAGUAUGUCAAAAAUCUUGAAGUGUGCUGCAAGUGAAGACAUAAUUACACUCCGGGCUGAAGAUAAUGCAGACACGGUCACAAUGGUUUUUGAAUCCUCAAGUAAGUAACUCUUGUCUGCUUGUACUUUGUAUUCAUACCUUGUUUCAAUUUGGAGACUUUCAGCUAUAUAAAUCUUUUUACCUUUAGAUCAAGAGAAAGUUUCAGACUAUGAAAUGAAGCUUAUGGAUCUGGAUGUGGAACAGUUGGGAAUUCCUGUAAGUAUUCUCUAAAGGAACUAUAAAGGGUUAAUACAAAUGUUUUCUUAACGCCAUAGUGCUCAGAUAAGUGUUUAGGUCUCUGGUCCCUCCUUGUAAAAGGUAAAAUUUAAGUUUUGUGAAAUUUUCAUCUUUCCUCUUAAAAACAUUCAUAUUAGUUGGUCAAUUCAUUUAUUUAUUUGCUGGUAGUGUUAAUGACAUUGUUCAGUCACAUAGGCUGCUUCAUCUCAGUGAAGUGGUUUGGGUUCAGUGUCACUGUUCUUUUAACCCUGCAAAGUAAAAAAAAAAUUCAGUCCCCCCCCCCCUUUAAACUUCAAUGUUUACAUUGCAGAUUUACGUCAACAUCUAGUGGCUGUCAGUCUGACACUCCCUUAAUGUGCAAGCCCCCAUAGGAAAGCAUCAAUUCAAUUGAUUCCUGUAGGGAAGUUUGAAUGCAUGCAGUUCUCACAAUGCAUAAAAAAAGUGCUGGUGCGCAAAAAAUUAGCAAAAACACCUAAAGUGUUCGUAUAUAUUAUAAAGUGCUUUUAAAGUGUAUACACGGUGGAACUGGUGUUAUCCCACCAUAAAAACCCAUAUAACAAGCAGAGAUAUGCAUAUACUUAUAACCUGCAAAUAUGCACUGAUGAUUUUGAAUAGUUUAACAGCUGCUUCUCAGUCUGCUUUAGGGAAAUUAUUUUUUAAUAAACACAAUUUCCUCCGCUUCCACUGACUCAGUCAGGUCUGCACGGCGCACACUGGAAAAGCGGAAGUGACUGUUUUUCCCACUACUUGUACUCUAUUACCAAGGUCUAUAGCGGGUGCUGCAUAUUAGUUUAACCUUUUUUAUUUUAUAUAUCUUUGCGCCAACUUAUCUAUAUUGUAUAUAGUUCUCACAGUGCAUGCACAUUGGGUCUCCAGUACUCUUCUAUGAGAAGCAUUCAUUUGUAUCACGGCAGAGGUAGCCCUGGGGACACUUUCUAAAUGUGAUUUUUGUUUCUGGUUUUCCCUACUACAGGAGCAAGAGUACAGCUGUGUUAUAAAGAUGCCAUCUGGGGAAUUUGCACGCAUCUGCCGAGAUCUUAGCCAGAUUGGUGAUGCCGUUGUAAUUUCAUGUGCUAAAGAUGGAGUAAAAUUUUCUGCUAGUGGAGAACUUGGAACUGGAAAUGUUAAGCUGUCACAGACCUCCAAUGUGGAUAAAGAAGAGGAAGCGGUAAGUGAACAAUGAGUAAAUAUUAGACUUGGACAUUUGUUUUCAAAACCGUUGCUAUUCAGACAUAACUUAAUUUAGUUGAAUCUCCGAUUUGCACAAUGGACGAAUUAAUCAUUAUUUUUCCAGUGCAGUUCUUGCAAAUUCAUAAAAUGAAGAAUACUCUUAUGUGGGAUUUUCAUGUUUAAGAGUACCAAAUCUCUUGGGUUCAGUAUAUCCCUUGAUUUGUAUCCUUAGAGACACUUCACUACCCAAAUAAUAAAACAUUUUAAAAUAAAUUACACUCUAGAAUUUGUACCCCAAAUAAAAACUUGCAUGCAUUUUACAUUGUGAGUAACAGCUUGCAAAAACAUGCAGUUCUCUUGUCGGUUUCCUUUGGAAUGCCUAAGUCAUGUGCGCAAGGGGUGUAAAAUAAUUUGUAUGCGCAGUGUUUAAAGCAGACCGAUGCCUUCCUCCAUAGCCAAUUCUAAAUUAGUACCUGUAAAUAUAGCAAGCUUGCAUAAGGGGACCAAAUGAGACUUAUCUAAACCAAUUCAUGAUUUGACGGCUAUCACGGCAUAUCAUUUGUCCAGGUGGAAAUCUUGGCUGAACUAAUGUACAUUUUAGCUGAAGUCUCCUGUCCUGUAGAGCAAUAUGUCGAUAAAUGAUUUUAACAGUACUGUAAAGAAUACUUAUGUGCUUUUAUUCAAUCUUUUCAAGACUACACAUUGACUUUUUAUUUGUUAAUCUCCAAUUUAGGUCACAAUAGAGAUGAAUGAGCCAGUCCAACUUACAUUUGCCUUGAGAUACCUCAAUUUCUUCACCAAAGCUACUCCCCUGUCCCCAACAGUAACACUUAGUAUGUCUGCAGAUAUCCCACUUGGUAAGUAAUACUCUGUUAAGUGGCUAAGUGUUAGUCCUAUUCAAGGGAAGUGGUGAAAUUCUGUUUGGGGUUUCUUUUGUAGUCUGAACUGUAUAUAUUAUGUUGGAGUUCUUUUUAUUUGUGUGCCAGGGGCUAGUUACACUCCCAGCUCAAGUGACUUAAGCAACCCAGAACCGUACUGGGCUGUCUCAUGUUAAUUAUGUGCAUAUUUAAUGCUUGCCGUCUGUGCUGGCAACAUAACUGCUUACUUGCAGUCAGUAUCUGCAUGGGAAAGAUUGCUUGCCUAAGUAGCGAAUUGUAGAAGUGUUAGAUUAAACAAUUAUUAUUAAAGCGCAAACAAAUUUCGCAGUGCUAUACAAUUGGUGGACUAACAGACAUGUCUUUGUAACCAGACAAGCUGGACACACAGGAACAGAGGGAGUUCAAUGAACUUACAUGCUAGAGGGGUGGGGUAUAGUGAGGUAUGGGUAGAGUAGAAAAGUAGGUUGUUAGGCUAGUAUUCACUGAAGUCUGUCUUGCCCAGCAGAAUUAACAUUUUCUGCAGUGAGAUUGCAGUUUGGCAUAAUGUGUAAAGAAAGUUACCUUCACAUAGCCAAACUCCCUAUGCAUAUUUUUUUUAAAAAGGUUUAGUAAUUACAGUGGCAAUUAGAUGUAAGCCCACCUGCCAUGUCAAGGAAAACCCUCUUAGGUGGGUCUUACACUAACUAUUCACCUUGCUUAUUGAGCUUCAGACAAAGAAAUCUGAGACGGGUAUUUUUCUAAACCUCUGCAUACUUAUUAGCCCUUAAUAGGAACACAUGGGAUGGUUGGCAGCAUUGUAACAUGACUAUGAUGUAAAAGUGAAUACAAAUAUGCAAAAAUAAGUCCUGCGCUCAAACUCCCACUACUGGGCGGCAGCAACGACCAUAGCGCACAUCAGCCCCAAUGCAUACAAAACAAGCAAAGAAAGGUUACCUGCACAGUAGCCCAGGAUGCAUGUUAUAUUAUGAGUGUAUAAAUGUUUCUUUAAUGCUUUCUUUUCCAGUUGUGGAAUACAAAAUUGCAGAUAUGGGUCAUGUGAAAUACUAUCUAGCUCCCAAGAUAGAAGAUGAAGAAGCUUCGUAAACUUACUUUUUAUGACUUAUCUGAACAUCUAAAAAGCUCUUGUUUGACUGCCUUUGAAGACAGCAAGUUCUUGUUUAAUAGAUGAGCGCAUGCUGAUACACCAACCUGCCCAGCUGUUCAUGGCAUGUCUGUAGAUAUUUAUGUAAAUAUAUUGCAAUCUUUGUAAAACCUGCCCGUGCAGUCAAUAAAUCUUUGUUAUAACAAAUGGUCA
Pelobates cultripes (western spadefoot toad) is the source of this 5316-nucleotide messenger RNA. Lineage: Eukaryota; Metazoa; Chordata; Amphibia; Anura; Pelobatidae. The record is from the annotation of a GenBank genome assembly.